GGUGUUGAAAACGCACACGCACACAUUUCCACAAAAAGCAAGAUGGCUACCGUCGUUCGCUCUUCCUCGUCGUCGACGAUCGUAACAAAAUCUUGAAUUUAGUGUGAAAAAACUUGUUUUUUCGGUAGUUCUCAGCACAAUUGCAAGCUGCAAGUGCGGUGAAUUGUUCGACAUAGGAAUAGUGUGCUGCAGAAGUGAAUAAUCGGACGAAAUUUGUUGUGCAAAAGUGAAAAAUUUUCUCCUGUGCGAAGUUGCAAGUAGCAACGAAAGAAAAGUAGAAAUGGUUUACUGGGAGGAAUAAGCGUUCCUGGAAUUGCUACCAUUCGAAAAUUGUUGUUGUGAAAAGUGGUCACAAACCACCCAGGAACGAUGAGUUGAACUUUUGUUCGGUGCCCCAUUUCGCCUUCAUUUGUGCGAGAGUAGAGGAGCCACUCGACAGAACACACACGGAAAAUGACUAAAAUGGUUCAACAACCAAGCGCUGUUGAUCAGCCGCUUCCCGAAGUUACCGAGGAAUAUGAUGGUCAACAACAAUCAUCGCAAGCUAGUUCCACAACAGCAAAAGUGGCGACGAUGACGACGACGGCAAACGCAAAGCGUCAGUCUCAGCUUAACAGGAGGACCUCUACACGUCUGACCUCGGUCCGGAAUGAUAGUUUAUCGUCAGUUUCUUCCUCUUCGUCCUCAUCCUCAUCAUCAGCUGGAGAUUUAGAAACGUUGGAAUCAACUAAAUCUACACCAACUGAGGAAGUGUUUAAGGUUCCACCAACGGCAGCAGGAAGUGGAUUGCAUGGUGAAGAACAGCAGGAAUCAGGCGUUAUUUGCCGGUUACCGCUCGACCGGUUGCAAGCCAUCCUCGGAGCGCUGAACAUUCUGAAAAAUCCAGUAGAAAGCGAGACAAGUAUCAGUUCCAGUCCAAGCCCUACUUAUAAGUUGUUAUGUUUAUAUUGCGAUCGCACAUUUACCACGCAAACCCUGAUGGCUAAGCAUAUUGAUCGAGUACACCGAAUAACGAAAGAGCGUAGGAGCAGCAGCCGAGUGAUUCCCACUGUUAGUGAUGGUGCGUUUCCCAAUUGCAGCUACUGCAACAAAAUCAAGGUUCUCAAUCCAGUUUCUGAGGACUUAUCGCAGUUGUUUAAACAUCUUGUCGAUCAACACUCUGAUCGAUACUUUGCCUGUGAACUGUGCGCUCUCAGAUUUUCUAGCGAUGAUUCGCGCGAUGCACAUAUGGAUGCCAUUCAUCAACCGGCAAGCAAUCCGGAAAGUCGCAUACGGCCCAAAUCAAAGGCCGCUCUCAAAAGUUUCAAUCUCAAAUCAAAAAAGUGUGAGAUCGUCACCACGCCUCUCACAAUCAAGGUUGAUUUUGAUACGGAAGCAAUGAAGAAUCUCACUAUUGAGAAUAUCGAAGCUGUAGAUUCACUUUCUGCCGCUCUCGGUCUAGCUAACGCUGCUGCCACCUCUUCCAGCGGUAAUCCCACCCGACUGAGAAGCUCCGGACGAACAUCCGCUCGUUCUUUAACGAAUUCUGCUGGAACCGCCAAAGCCAAGGUGUUCAAAAAAUCGGAAAAGCUGUUAAUACGUUCCACGGAACCGAUGCUAUCUCGGCUUGGAAUCGCUCAGCAUAGAACUCCUCGUCAGUGCCGCAAGGCGGCUUGUGCUAAAAGUCGACGGAAACCAGCGGCUGAUCAAGCGAGCAGCUCUUCUUCGUUGUCGGCAGCUUCAACCUCCCAACCGGACAAUCACUACAACAAAAUCACCAAAUUAAAAACCAUUCGUUCUACGCUGAAUAACCCGAGCGGGAACUCCGAGAGUGACUUUGUCGUGUCACGCGGGAAAAAUGACAUUAUCAGCACAUUCGAUGAUGACUUCUAUGAGAACGUGAACUUGAAUGUUCGACAAAACUUGAGCUGUCAUUUGGAUGGUAAAUUGGAGGCACCAUCUCCUAAUGCACCAUCACCGAUGAGUCCUGUGGCGCCUGUUCCUGCUAUUCGAUCCACCGUUGCCAGAAGUCCUCUACUGCUGGAGAGUAAAAUCCACGAAGCAACCAAUCUACCAGCGCUAACCGUUUUCCCGACGCUGCUAACGGUCGAACAGUACGGAACGGAUCUGAUGCCAAUGGCCAAAAUGAAGAAGCCGAUCACCAAGAAUUCCUGGAAGUGGAAGUGGGAUUUCGUGAAAAAAUACAAGUAUGUCAGCGAGAAUGGCAAAAUCGUUAAGAAAGUUAAACAACCAACACUGGGAUUGAGAGAUUUAUCCAAACUCGACAUGUGGACACAGCUGACAAUGCGCACCAAACAUGAAAAAAUUAGAAACUGUCGAAACAUGGGUCAGCCAAGCGAGCAUAUCUCGGAUGUGGGUGAUUCCUUCCGUCGUGAACAACGCAAACAGGUUGAUCAACUAAAUCAGAUCCUUGACAACCGUUUGCUGCCACAAAUCAAUCUUGAACAAGAGGAUCAAAGCAUUGUGAAGCUGGAACAGGAAUCAUUUGAUGAAGGCGAAUCUGAUCAAUUUACCGACUGGACAACGGUCAAUCCAAUGAACGACAGCUUCAUCAGCUGUUUACAACUUUUAAAACUUUCAAACUCCAGCCGGCAGAAGCAGGUUGUACUAAGUGGUGAGUGGGCACGUCCCAGAUGCUACGUUUGCUACUGCUGUGGCGAUAAGUUCAACUCCCUCAAACAAAUGGAAGAGCACAAAACUUUCCGUCAUCCAUAUGUUUAUUCUACCUACUAUGAGAUUGUAGGUAGGGAACUCAUCGAGAAGCAACUUUUCAAACACUUCUACAUCCCACUGUCAGCUCUUACAAUGCAUCGCAUACACUACGCUCGACUUUCCAACUACCCCAGUAUCGAACAUCGGGUUGCACCAUCCCGACAGCCGUCGUCCGAAUCUACUGCUACUAUCACGGAAAUAAAAAGCGAGGAUUCAUCAUCGAACGAGGCUACUUCGUUUUCGACGACAACGUCGUCUUCAUCACUGCUUUCAAUUUCUGGCAACACGAUCAUCAGCAGUACCUCAACGUCCUCGUCCCGAUCUGCGCUUGACAUGUUACUUACGGCAGGGAAUGAUUACACCACAUCGUUUACUCAUUUUCCCCCUGAUCUGGGACCUGUUCAGUGUUCCAAGUGCCAGAAGGAAUGCGUCAAUACGCUGGUUCUGUACGCGCACAUUCUCAACUGUACCAACGACUACAUCUGGCUACAGGCGAAGAAACGGAUGAAGUAUCGCAGGGCGAAUCGACGUCGCAAGGGAUGUACGAAGGCGGCACUAGCUGCUCGUAAAGCCCACCAGCUGUCUGCUGUUCAAUCGUCCGUGGAGAAAUCUGAAACUGCAAGUAACCAUUCCGGAGGCGACGCCGACAGCAGCAUCAGUAGCGGUGGCAGCCACAGUGGCGAUUCAGAAACCAAGAAGAAGCCAUCUCCGCCGAGGCCGAAGGAUAGCGAUAGUGACAUCGUCAAACGCCUCACAGCUAACUUACCAGCGAAACGUGUUUCUCGUCAAAUUUUCCAAACAACCAAGCAGGUUCGAAAACGUGCACCAAUGAAUAUGGUGAAAGGCAAAAAGCAAGUAAUAGUAUCAACACUGGCGCCUUCCAAAGCGGGGGUACCUCGUGGAGCUGCAGUUCCGACAAAGCUUCGCAGCGGCAAGAUUGCGUCUAUCGUCACCGGUGGAAACAAAAAUGUUGCGAAGAAACUGAAGCCCAUGAUGACGACGACGACCGUGGAGGCAAAGUUGACGAAGCCGGGUCAGGAGACAAGCGUUUCGCUUGAAACGAAAGUGGAUAGGGAAAUCAUGCCGGAGAACAAUAGUAACAAAGAAAGCGACGCAGUUGCUAAGGAUAAAAAUGUAGAAGAUAAAGGUGUCGUCAAAGCGAUUGUCAAAAAGAAAGUUGUCCCCUGCAGGAGAUCAUUGCCAUUGCGUGGGAAAACAUUCGUUACACGUGGGAUACAAUGGAAAGGGAAGAGGAAAAUGCUGCCUUUUAGGAAAGGUCUAUCUACCAACAGUCGAACGUUACGAAGUGGUCUAAGUAGUAAGCUGAUACCAACUGUAAAGAACAAGACAAAAAAACGGGUGCCCCCAGUGAAAAAAGAUCAAGAAGAUAAAACGAAUUCACCAGAAAAGAUAGAUAGCCCCAAGCGGAAGACAACACAGAGUCCUGUUGAAAAAGAUGUACCACUUGAUACAAAACCAAAAGAAGUGGAGGAAGCCAUACCAGAUGGAAAUUGCAACGCGGAAACAGAGAACGUUAAAAUAGGGGACGAGACGGUCACGCCGCAAAUCGCUAUAGACGAGCGUUGCAAACCUAGUGAAGAAGAAAUCGUUAUCGCCAAUAUCGACGUUAAAAUGAAAGAAGUGCCUGAUAUACGUUUAGAAAAUUCAAAAAUUGAAAAAGAUGUGACAGCACCUCCUGUGCUUAGAACAGAACCAGAUGUCAUUUCGACCCCUGUGCAGGAUACCGGCUUAUUUGAAGAUAGAACAAAGAGUUCUAUGGUAUUGAAAAAUGUGCCACAGGAAACACCAGAUCAACCAAUUUUACUAGACGCAAGUGUGCCCUUGACGCCAGUGAAGUCUCCAUCGCAAGGUUCACAGCCGCCUUCCGUGCCAUCGACGCCAGCCUGCUCUUCUGCACUGCAAAUCAACAAGAGAAAGCCUAAGAAAUUGAACGACUGCAUCGCUAUGCUGACAGGGAAACUAUCUGAAAAGCUUGGUGUAGAUUUUUUCAACCAAGCCGCUCCGAAAAAUGCUAGUGCCAAAGAUACUGCACCGACUGUUGAAACGCGAAGCACAAAGGAAAUAAAACAAUCGUCCUGCAGUCUUCUUCCGAUACCAACUCAAGUAUCCGCAGCAGUCGCUAAACCAUUGCAUGUGUCUCCGCCGCAGUUAGCACCACUUCCGUUGGUAAUGAACACACGUCAUUCAUCUGAAACAACGCAAAAACCUCAAAUGCUUUCGCCUGUAGCACCGAUUAUAACGCCAAUUGAAGAUAUUUCCGACGAACCUCUAAAUCUGUCGAAGAAUAGUCCAAUAGGAAGGAAUAUUCCAAACCGCACGCGAGAAAACUACGGACACCAAAAUAUGUCUCAACAUCGAUCACCUCCACCACAAUCCCCUACAUCGGCAAAUACUCUACAUAUGCCGCCACCUCAGCAACAUCAUACCCAUUAUCAGCAUCAACACCAAUAUCAAUCAUCCCACCCGUCAGGACCAUCUGCAUCGUCACGAAGUCUCCCGUCAAUAAAACUUCCGCCGGGUCUUAUCAUCGAGAGAGUCGAAUAUAAAUCUCGUCCUAUAAUUUCGAAAGAGGCACCUUCAGUCACAAUUGUAGCGCGCCGACAACCUCCUCCGUCAGUGGAGAACAGAUCCGCAAUGAUGACCCACUCGCCCGUUGAACCUCCUGCAACUCGAAAGCAGCAACAGCAUUUUGGGGACCCACGAAAAAGUAUGCCUUCGGCAAAACAGUUGCCUUCUCCUAAGCAAUCGUCAACGCUACAGCAUACUUUUCAACCGGCACCUUCAAUCGCAUCAACAUUACGACAGGAGCGUCCUCUUGAGAACCGCAUUUCAGUUACAAUAACCGAGGCAAAGGGGGAACGGGAGCGACAACAAUGUUCCCCUAUCAAACAACCUGCAAUCACGCUAAAUAUUCCAGAACGUCCGCCAGUAAUUGACAGAACAUCGUCGGCUAUUAAUCCGACCCCACUAAUAAUUCCGGUUCCUGUUCAAUCGACCAACAGCAACAAACGCAAUCGACGCAAGAGUAUAUAUAUGGCGUCAGUUCCAGUCAGUGAAACAUUAUCGUCUGCUCCGUCGGUUCCCUCUGUUUCACCUGCAGUGACACCUAGCGCGGUUGUUCCACCAACGUUCCUAACCGGACUGCAACAUCUUCCAUUCCUUCCGCAUUCCUUACUCACAGCCCCGCCGCUUGGACUUGAUUUACAACGCUUAGCAAACGUUGGGCUUCCUCCACACUUGAAACCACCCAUUAUUCCGCCAUUGACUAUUCCAACGCCCCCAACACCUGCCACAGCCGCUGCAGCUGCAUUGCUGGAGAAAAUUCUCCUCCCCAAUAGGGAGGCUAUGGUGAAGCAACUUGAAUCCUCAGCGGCUCAAUCUUCUCCAAUACAACCUGUUGUUCCGAAGAAAACGUCGGAAGAAGUGACAGCGUUCGAAAUACAGGGGGUUCAAUCACCAAGAACCACAACCACGGCCCCAAUUUUAUCGCCUCCUAUGCCGGAAAAGAAAGGCCGCUCACGAUCUAAAGCUUCGAAGCUGAAAACACAAUCUAUUGCGGCAGCAGAAAAAAUUCCCGCGCCACCAGCAUCGAACAACGAAAAACCCGUUGAAGAGUCUCCGACAGUGAAGGUCCCAGGUUCGCAAGAAGCUAUGUUAAGUGAAUUUUCCGCGUCACAUGUGCCCGUGGAUGUCCAAAAUACGGUUCAACAAUCUAAUCCUGUUGAGGACACAAUGAACCUGGCUAAAGCUCAUCCGGUAGCUCCUGAAAUCAAAUCGCCAUCAGCGUCAGAAAAGCUUCCACUUCCGCCAACAGUAGAGGAUCCGAAAUCUUCCGAAGCCGCGGAUUUGCGUCACCCGACUAACUCAUCCACGCCAACCCCAGGAAGUAGUGCUGGAAAAACCACCCGAAAGCGGCGAAAGAACGAGCUUGCUUCCAUUCUGUCCGAUCAGCUGUUGGAAAGUUUCAAGGAGGUGGACAGGUCAGCUCUGCAAGAUCUGAAAAUGAUGCACGACAUGUCCUGUGAGAAGCCAGACGUCAAAUUCUCCCUCGAACAAAUUCCCCAGCUUGCAAAGCGGAAGGUUAACCCUCGGAAGCCGGAUUCGCUGACGCCCGUAGCUCGCCAGCAUUCGCCGGUGGUGGUGGGUGCGGGAAAAAGAACAUCGAAUAGGAAGGGAACGAAAGAGCCGUCUGCGGCGGAUCAUAUGGUAAGCGAGGAAGCUACGCCAGAGGAAAGUGGUACACAAUGCCUAGUGGAUGAAAUGAAUGUUGGUUCUAAACAACCGAAAGUGAAAGAAGGGCAUACGCCAAGUGAGAGUAUUCGUACAGAAGAACUCACGAAUGAUAUGAGUGGGAAAAUUACUACCACAGAGGCAGUUUCAGAGAAGCAAACGAUAGUAGGGCAUUCGGAUUCCGCUACAGAGAAGAAAUCAUCAGAAGAGAUAAACGUAACUAAGCAAACUGAUAUCGUUGCUCCAGUCGCACAAAUAAAACCACUGAAACGAAGAACGCGUAAAUUGUCUAUCGACAUAGAGCGAAUGGCGAGUCUCGAACGCAAAGGCCGACAAAAAACUCAAUAUUCCAAGGCAAUAGAAAGUCUAGAUAUAGCAGAGAAAGCACAGGGAACUACUGGCGUGAAAGCACAUCCUGAAGUAGACGCCAACGCUAUUGGAAAAAAUGAGAAGGAAAAAGGGAGUGUAAAAGAGGAUAAUCAAGUAUCGAGAAGCGUCAAGGCAUCACUUUUUGAAGCAUCUUCUUUUAAGCAUCCCACUGGCGGCAAUUUAGAACUAUAUUAUGGGGAUAAAUCGCGAUCAAAGACUCCUUUUCCGUUUCCUCCCCAGAGGAAAGCGGAGAAGACUGAUCUGGAUCGUUUGAAAGAUUCAUUGAACAUCGAAACAACGACAAUGGUGCCGAUGUCUAAAUUAACGCCAUCCUUUGAGCAAUCGAAUCUACCGGAGAACUUAUCUGAGAUGGGUGCAAAAUCUUCUAAACGUAAAAGUGAUAAGAGGGAAAAACUGAAUGAGAGUCUCGUCGAUUGUGACAGUUUACCAUCAAAGAAACAAACGAAAGAGCUGAGCUGCAGUCAAGCAACGGAGGAAACCCCUCCAAUUACAGAAGAGAAAAUGAAAGAACUAGCAGAAGAAAGCCAAAGGACUUCUCCAUCGCAUAUUGUCGCAAAAAAAGCAAAACCACUAGCGGCGGCGCCGCCUCCCAAAAGAAUAAUGGCGCGAAGAUCAUCGGUGUUUGUUGAUAAGAACCUGGCACGAUACAUGGAAGAGAAGGACGAUGAACAAGAGAAGCUAGCGAGCAGUACCUUCAAGGAUGAUCUUAUUCUAACAUCUCGGAGAACAACUCGAAGUCAAGGUGGUGUAGAUUUGAGUUUGGUUGCAAGUUUCGCCGAGACUGCUAUGAAACCUAGGGACCCUAGGCGGAAAUCUGCCGCAGCAGUGGCAGCAGCAGCUGCUUCAGCAAAGCGUGCAGAAGAAGAACGGAAGGCAACCGCGGAGAGGGAACGCAAGCGACGGGAGGAGGAAGAGAAGUUAAACCAAGAGGAAAUCAAGCGUAAAGAAGAAGAAUCUAUGCGGCAAACCCCCAAACCAACCGCACCAGCGCGAAGAAUCAGUGCACGACGGGCAUCUCUUUUCAUCGCUAACCCACCGGAGGUGGAAAGACCUAAAGAGCCUGAGGAAAAUUUAGCGGAGAUCAGUAAGGCUACUAAGCGACAAUAUCGGCGGCGUGCGUCAGUCUAUCAACCGGUUUCUUUUCUGGACGAGGAAGAACAACUGGAAAAGGCAAAUGAGGAUCUGAAAAAGACGCGAACUACUGGUCGUUCCAAAACGCCAGGUCCGUUUGGUGGUAGCGAUCAGAACGUGCGAUCGGUGGGGAGAAGACGCAAUCAAACAGCUGUUUUCAAUGGUACGCCAGAGCCAACCAUCGAGUCUCUUUUGGAGCCUUUAGACGUUCCAGGGGCAGGGACAAAACGACGAACCAAGAACAGUCAAAUAGCGGAAAAUCUUUCAAAGUUGUUCAACCUCGAGGAGGAGAUUCAGUUGAUCGACAGAAGUAGGAGGAAGCCGAGAAGAACGAACACUCCCGUUAAAAUAAACGAAGAAAUAGUCCCUCUGGCAUCGAAUCGUCCAGCUGAAACGAACAAAAUUGAUCAGUUGGUGAAGGUAGUUGAAAACGAAGUGGCCAAGGUGGCAAACAUUUCCUCGAAACCCAGAGAAUCGCUCUCGUUUUCGAACGAUGACGAGGACGACACUCCGAAAAUAAACAAACUAGUCGAAGAUGUGAUCAAUAAGGCCGAUUCCGGGACGGACUCUGACGACGAUAAUAUGUCACUGGCCUGCUUCGUUCGGCGCGAGGAACCUUUCCUGAAACCAAACUUGCAGCAGUUACAAGACACCCUGGAGGAUGGAUUAGGUGAAGACGAAAGCAAUAGCGCAAUGGAUGACGACAUAAGUGUAACAACGGAUAUGACCGGCUUCGGGGGAAGUAUCAAAAAGCGCAAACGACGAAAAUCGAUAUGUGUAACGAAAUGUCGAAGACCAAAAGCUCCACCAGCAGUAGACGACAGCAGACCGGUCGUGACGUAUAACUGUGAUUUGUGCAAGAAAGUUUUCAAAAAACAAGAUGCCUUCAACAAGCACCGUAUGACGCUGUCCCAUAUAGCGAAGCUCUCCGAACAGGAGUAUCUAGAAGCACAGCAGAAGGAACGGGAAGCAGCAGCUGCUGCUGCACUGAUUUCAAACAAAACUGCGCCGAUUCCAGCAGCGCUGGUCGAAGCGGAAUCUGCUCCAUCUGUCGAAUCUCCUUCGAAGGAGCUCGAAAAGGAUAGUCCAAUGAAGACACUCAGUCAAGAGGAAAAGCUGUUCUAUGAGUGCUGUUCGAUGCUGAAAGAAUCCAAUGCUGACAACGAGAAUCUCAAUCUAACGGUUUCUCUCAAAUCUGAUGAAAUCUGUGCUAAUGUGAUAGGGGGAGACAAUAUUCCGCCUCCGGAAGUGAGCGUCACCUACCCUAACCCAUUUGCUCCGUUACCCCAACAGGACAAGACAACGGACAAUUGCUUCAAUAUGGGUGACAGUUUCCCUUCGUUCCAGGACGUGAGUGAAAGUGAAAAUUAUAUCCAAACGAUCAACCAGCGGUACGCCGAUAAGAAUUUUACGGAUCCGUUUGCCAAACUGACAGCAGCUGGUCUUGCCCAGCAAGCGGAGAACGAUGGAAACCUCUCGCCCCAGAAUUCAACUAAAUCCACCAGCUCCCAAGCGUCUGUAUUUUCCCAGAAAACAAUCAAAACCAAGGGAGCACUGAAAGGGUACGAUAAUUUUAAAGUAUCGAUACCGAUGAGUGGCAUACACAUAGGCAAGGAAUCGAAAUUAGAUACUCUGGCAGACGUGGCUCUGUGUGGUGAUAUUCCAAAAGAUUUCAACCUGAAAGAUAGCGAAGAGGAACGAGAAGUUGUCAGCGUUCCAGAAGAAAUCGCUCCUCAUUCGGCAGCUCAACAGCAAAAACAGACUGUCCCCAAAGGAGAAGAAUUUCCGAGAAACGGCUUCCAAACGACGGCAGGGCGAAGUACGCUAAUGAGAAAUGAACAGCAGCAGCAGGGCAACAAACUGGGCUUCAGGGCUAAGAAAAAAGGGAAAUCCGCGCCCGCCAAAGCUACUGGUAUAACUAAGCGAACACCACAGAAGCGAGGUAGUGUUCAUAUCAUGUCGGCCAAAAGUAAACCGGAUCCCGAUGACAUCUACGCUUUUCAAGAUUCACCACCAGCAGAAGCAACUAUACUACCUGGCUAUACAUCGAGUAAGAAGUCUACAGCCAACUCCACGCCAACUGCUGACUGCAAGGGUGUCGCAUCAGCGGAUCACGGCGAAGAAAGUCAACUGUCAAGCCUCAGCUUUUCCGAUCGAGAUGAUUUUGUCUACGGCACGAACACCCUAAGCGAAGAAGACGAGGACGACAAAAGUAGCAGCUAUAGCAGCACACAGACGGUGCCGAAGAAACCAAUCAAAGCGGACGUGCAGAAAAAGAGUCUGAUCAUGGGGCGAAUUUUCAAAAAAGUUAAGGACAACAAGGCAAAAGAUGAAGCUUGUUCCAAGAAAGCGGCGGUGCUGGCAGCAGAAGAUCAGACCAAACCGGUAGUGAAGGACUUCGACAAACUGUUUGACACGCUAAAGAAAUCCGAUGCAGAAGAGAAGCAGGAAAAUAAAAUUAAACCGAUAGAUGCUGAAUCUGGUGGGGCAGAGAAUCCUACGUUAGAAGAGUUUGAUGAUGAAAAAGAAGAUAGAAAUCUGCGGAAGCGCAGCGCACAGAAAAAAUUGGCUGAAACAUGGGAUUCCGAUGAGUUCGAAGAUUUUAAUUUGGGCGAUGUCGAGCACUUGAUAGAUUCAAAAGACGGUGAAGGAGAAACUAAACGAGUGUCGGAAGAAAACGUUAACCAGGACGUGUCAAAAGUGCCAGAAACAUCAGAUGGUCUCAAUCAGGGCAAGCAAUCAACACCGGCAAAAGGUAAAGUACCAAUUCCAGAGAAAAAAGCCACUGUUACGGAUGAAUCAAUUCGACAAGUAAUGGAGAGCGUCAUUAUGGAAGUGUCAAUGAACAAGAAUAAUCGAGUGAGAGAUAUCAAACGCCGUGGUAAAGGUCGACCAGCCAAAGCAACGACGAUAGAAUCGGCAAAAGUUGAAGAAAACAAACAAGAAAAGGAUGAGAGCCGAGACAGCAGCGUUGAAGCAAUCAAUCAUCUCGAGGAGCAUGUGUUAGAAUCCAGUGUAGUUAUUUCUUCAAAAACCAUAACAACUAAAUUCAAGCAAAAACUCAAUUCAGCUCAAUCAAGUAAGCAAAAACAACAAGCUCCUCAGCUGGACAUCAACACCGAUGACGAUGGGACGAAAUCGAAACCUGCUAAAACUGUGAACAACAAUAACAAUUCCAAUCAAAAAAAUAAAACCACGCCGAAAGCCGUUAACCAACGCAAGGAUCCCAAUGACAACAAAACUGUGUCUAGCGUCCCUAAAGCAAAACCACGCAAGGGCGCUGCCAGAAAGAUGAAGAACGUUGCGUACGAUCCGGAUAGUGACUUUGAAGAUAACAUAAAGUGCAAAAAAGUGAAGAAGAAGCUACUGGAGAGCGACAUUGAGGCCAAUCUGAAAAUUGAACAACUCAAUGCCACGCUCAGUGAUAACAUUUUAAUGCCAGCUCCGAGACGGAAGCGAAACGCAGCGGAAACUUUGUACUUCUGGUCAUCAUCUAGCGAGGAGGAUUACAUCGAGGAUGACUAUGUGGAGGUUUCCAACAACAAAUCGAAAAAAAAGAAGGGUGCGGGAGCAAAGCAGAAGCAAACCGUUGGAAGACCACCGAAAUCGCAGCAAAAGCAACAGCAUCAAAAGAAGGCAGCGGCAGACAUUGUGGCGAACGAGGCGGGCGACGAUACCAGCAGCAGCAGCGAGCAUAUGCAGCAGCACGGGUGGAUUGUUGGUGAUUCACACAAGAAGCUGGUAACGUUGCUAGCUCAUGCCAAAGGCAAGCAAGACAACCGAACGGUAAAGGCAACAGGUAAUAAACGGAAAACGUAAGUAACACUCGACAGAUUGAACCGAACUGCGCUGUACUUUGACGCUGCAAAUGGCGUGUUACUGGUAAAAACUGUCACGUUUGAGGCUUACUAAUUGUGGCAUUCAUUGCGGUUUAUGUCGAACUCGUCCCUAUCAAGUUCAGAGUUAGUCUUUUGCAUUUUGCAUAAGAAUAGUGACGACUUAUGUCUAUUGAUGUGUCCAAUAUUGUUCCGUGUAAUUGUAGCGCAUUAUUCUCGCUAAACAACAAACUAAUGAAAUUUAAGCGAACUACAGCUUCAGCAUUCAAAUCUUUUUUCAAAAAUUUUCCUUAUUUUUGAUUUUUGUUUACAUUCUAACAUAAUACUACAUUUCAAAUGAUUAACCUAGAGUUCCCCAUCUUCAAGUUGCAAUGUCAAGUUCUGUAUAUGAUUUUUAUCAUACACGUCAUUCGAUUGUUUCAUGUUCCUAUUGUAAAACUUUGCAAAAACAUUUCUAGUUUUGGACGAUUUUUUUGCCUAAUCCUAACUUAUAAAAUACCCUGCCUAAAUUAUGUACAUUGUCCCUUCAUAAAAUACUUAUUUUCCUGAAAAUCAGCAUAUCUACCCAAAUUCAAAGCCGCUACAAGGUAAUAACUUAAAUGCUAGGUAGCAUCAUCAUACAAAUUUAGUAUUGGUAUCAUAUUCAUAUAAAUCCGUGUAUUAAGAGAGCGCAACUCUGUUCAAAUUUCAUACAAUUAUGAUUGGUUUUAAUCACGGCCAGCUGAUUUAUCUCCGUAUUUCGUGUUUUGAGAGGCGAGUUUGGAAUCAUACGAAAGAUUUUGUUUAGUAUGCGUUGAAGUUUUAAUUGGUGUGUCGGAGCACAGCACUCCCAAACAGGCAUCGCAUAUGUAAUAACUGGGAAAAUUAUUUGUUUGUAUACUGCAAGCUUAUUCGUUACACUAGCUGACCCGGCAAAUUUCGUCCCGCCCAAAAUUUAUUUUUCGUCAUCACAUCCACGAAAAUAUGAAAGAAUAAAGACAGCCCUAAAUUGGUCAAUUCCUCUCUCGAGUUUUGCUCUUAUCAACACAUUCGGCGAUCCAUUUUUAUUUAUAUAGAUAAAAGACGACAUAGGAGUGCGUUUUAUCACAUUAAAAUCCAUUUCCAUUUUCGAACGAAUAUCAAUUUCGUUACCGCAAACAUCAAAUGGACUAAAAGAUCAGUUUUCGAGUUAUGCAGAAGUUUGUGUUUCAUUUGUAUGGCAGUCCCCUUGCCCUUAGAGAGAGGGUUGGUGUAUCGAAUCACUUUAGAAACAUUUAUUGGAUCCUAAAAUCUCCACAUGCCAAAUUUGGUUUCGUUUGCUUGGUUAAUUCUCGAGUAAUGAAGAAAUUUGUGUUUCAUUUGUAUGGCAGCCCCCUCUUAGAGAGAGAGGGGUGUCUACUCACCAUAGAAAUCGUGCUCCCUAAAACUUCCACAUGCCAGAUUUGGCUCCAUUUGCUUGAUUACUUUUCGAGUUAUGCAGAAAUUUGUGUUUCAUUUUUAUGACAUUGAUCCAGAAAACCGGUCCAACUGUCCGGUGACAAUUAAGAAGUCGGUUAGUAUUUUGUAGGCUGCCCAGUCAGCUUUAUCGUAGAUCUAUUUAGGUCUGCAAGGCGUCUGCAGCGGUGGGGCGCUGGGUGCGAUGGAGAACGGGUAAUGAUGAUUACCAUGUAAAUCGUCGGCCUUGUUCCACCUCAGACCACCCACCAUGAUGAGAGUGGCUGCCGAAACAUCGAUGGCUGUCUUUCUGGUACCUCGACAGAAAGUGUAUGUGCCAUCGUUAAGGACCGAGAGCUCCAGCACCUUCAAGAGAUCGGCGAUGAUGUUCCGUCUGGUGUUGAAGUCUCCCAGAAAGAUUUUGAGGUCCUCCAAGCCUUCUAACGCUCAAAGUAGCUUCUAUCUUAAACCCAAGAUACUACCACACGGCAGGUUGAUACGGACGAUGAUCAUCGCAAUAGGGUCCUCGAUAGCAGUUUUGAUAGUGGGCGGAACUCGCUGGCGGUAGACGGGAUGACGGGUGGCGGUGUUAUUAGGCUUCCGGGUACGCUGAUUCCCGGUGGAAUUCCGCCGGCGACUGAGUGGGCUUGCCAUUUGGAGGCAGCCGAGCAGACGUGGUGGAAUUGGUAUUCCGGACGGACUAGAAUGAGUGUUGCCCCGGAUGUUUCAGCACUUCUUGUUUGGGGGCAUAAUGACCUGGCUUUGGAUAUCUUCUUCUGCUGUAGUGUAAUGAUUUUUUUUUCGUUCCAUGAGCGCUAGGGUGUUGCCGAUUAACUGGUCGACUUUAUUCACCAGAGGAGCACCUCUCUCCAAAUUUCUUAAUAUAUUUGUGGAAUUUCACUUCCAGAUAUCCAGGCAGGUUUCGCGAACCUCCGUAGUUCUCCUCGUCCAGGGAGACAGAUUCAGAAUUAUCUUGAGAAAUUUAUUAUGAAGGCGUUUAGGGUUUUAAAUAGGAUUGAACUCCUAACCGAAUCAAUAUUCAAUGAAUACAAAAUCACCGUCAUAACAGGAUUGUUUUAUUACGAGUAGAACUUCUUAUUACGAUAGAAUCCAAAAAUGUGGGUAUCGCAGAGAACUGUCAUGAAUCAAUUAUCUUAAAGAUAACUCCAUAAUUUUCCUUGCCGUUAUACACGGCGCAAGACUGUAGCAAUUGUUUGGCGAUUUUAGUUUCGACAUUGUAAGUAGAAUAUGCACAGAAGUAAUUGUGUAUGUUUGUAUACGAGAGGUCCACAUCAAAUAGCAUCACGGAAAAACACUGUAGAAAAUUACCUAAUUCGCCGAUCCUUUUCGAACUUUCAGACAAAAAACUAUAAAUCAUUAAUAAUCAUUAAUCAUGUCCUUGGGUGAGAAAGUGACCCCGUUAGCUCCGUAUCGCUCCAGGACAUCUUUUGAAUAUUGGCAUGAAGCUAGAUCCGGCCGGAAGAUCGUAGGGCCCUCGUGUUGCACAGACGCGUCUGUACCCCCCUCUAGAGGUAUAUCUGCCCGUUUACAGUUCCUAUAGUCACGAACUGCGCACUCCGUUUGCCACAUGAGCAGAUCGCUUGCCAAAUCAUGUAUAUCUUGGUAAACUUUGAAAGUUUCUGCUUCCAUACUUCCUCCGGAACAUCAAACUUGUGCUGGGCGGUGAAGAACAGUAGCCACGGAAGCUGCCGGAAGGCCCCCUUACGUAAGUCUCAUAAUCCAUGAUUACACAAUGAGGCUUCGCCAGCAUCUGGGUGUACAGUUUCCUGGCCCGUGACUUUCCCACCGUAUUUUGCCGUUCGUCACGAUUUGGAGCCUUCUGCACUUUGUACCCGGUUCUUGGCUCUCUUGGCUCAUCACUAAUAGACCAUCCAUUCUGAUCGCACUUCUACUUCCGUUCGAUGCUCUGAGUUUCGUAGUAACGUUUAAUCAUAUGACUCACGAUUGACUACACGAUUCCGAGUUGUUUUCCGAUGUACCGAUAAGAGAGUUGAGGAUUUUCCAGGUGAUUCCACAAAGUCAAUACGCGACGUUGUUUUUUUGGUAAUGCAAUUUCCUCCAAUUCUUGAAAAACUUACUGCGAUAAAAAUGCAGUGUAAACAAUACACUCUAAAUUACUUCUACCCAAGUUUUCAAGAGAAAAUACUCAAUGGGAAAUUUUUACAGCGUUUUUAUCGUGAUGUAAUUUGAUGCUGACCAUUAAACUGGUCUUUAUUUGCGAAUCUAUCUAUAUAUAUAAAAAUGGAGUGAUGUCUGUCUGUCUGUCUGAUUCUUAUAGACUCGGAAACUACUGAACCGAUCGACAUGAAAAUUGGUAUGUAGGGGUUUUUGGGGCCGGGGAAGGUUUUCGUGAUAUUUUGAGACCCCUCCCCCCUCUCUAAGGGGGGGCUGCCAUACAAAUGAAACACAAAUUUCUGCAUUACUCGAGAAUUAAUCAAGCAAAUGAAACCAAAUUUGGCAUAUGGAGGUUUUAGGAUGCAAUAAAUGUUUCUAUGGUGAUAAGAUACUCCUUCCCCCUCUCUUAGAGGGGGCUGCCAUACAAAUGAAACACAAAUUUCUGCAUUACUCGAGAAUUAAUCAAGCAAAUGAAACCAAGUUUGGCAUGUGGAGGUUUUAGGAUGCAAUAAAUGUUUCUAUGGUGUUAAGAUACUCCUUCCCCCUCUCUUAGAGGGGGCUGCCGUACAAAUGAAACACAAAUUUUUGCAUUACCCGAGAAUUGAUCAAGCAAAUUAAACCAAAUUAGGCAUAUAGAAACUUUAGGGUGCAAUGAAUGUUUCUAUGGUGGUUAGAUACCCCUCCCCCCUCUCUUAGGGGUGGCUGCCAUACAAAUAAAACACAAAUUUCUGCAUUACUCGAGAAUUAAUCAAGUAAAUGGGCGGGACGAAGUUUGCCGGGUUAGCUAGUCCUAUAUAAAAAUAAGUCAGAUGCACCAUAAGGGUGUUAUAUACGAUUAUGAAUCAUACAAUUCAUGAAUAUCAAAAUUUUAAGGGUUUAACUAUUCAACUUUUUUCACUAUCCUAUAAUAUACUCUACGGAGCGUUAUUGAUUUAUUAAUCAUGUUUUAUUCGCAAGGGUUGUGAGUUACUAAUUACCGCUCUGGACAAGCUAUUGAUCACUAAUCAAAACAAAUCUUUCAAUCUGAGCAGCGGAUGGAAAUUAUCACUGCACAAAAAAAAAAAAGCUUUCACAUGGAACAAUUUUUACCAGUAGCAGCGCAAGAUACCGACGAGACAUUGAGACCGAAACUGAUAAAAAUAGUGUUGCUUCGUUAUGACUGGAAUACAUGUUACUGUUUAAUAAUAAUCCGAUUGUUAUUGUAGUCAACAAUGAGAAACUACGCAGACUGUGCAUUUGAAUUGAAUGCACAGAAGUCUCAAAUGAAUUUUUAAACGAUUGAUUGAUUGACCGUGUAAAUGAUGUUGUGAUAUAAUGUAAAAAGAUUCUGUUAGGCAUAAACAGGAUAAUCAUUUGAAGGUAUGUCACUCAGAAUAAAUCUUUUAUUUUAUAUAAGACUAAUCCAAAUCGAGGGAAGACAAAACAUUGCGAUUAAACUAUCUAUUAUAUGAAUUAAUCAGAAUAUUGUGAAUAUAUAUUUUUGAUAGCCACAAUCUGAUAUAUUCUCGGUUAGUUAAUGUUAUUUUAGGGCAAAGCUGGGAAAAAAGCUUGUCGAUAUGUAAAACACCCAGCGAAACAACUGCAACUAAUUUGAAUUUGUUCCCUAGUUGCUAUCAUUGUCGAGGAAAGUAAAGUUUAAACUGGAAAUUUGUAUUUGUCAAAGUUGAUGUCAAUGGGGGAUGAAUCGUACUGAAAGUAAUUAUUUGAUAUAGAUUUAUUUAGCAACAAUAAUGAAAAUUUAAAAAAAGAACACAUGUUCAACCCUACACUUCAAGAAAAAUCGAGAGAAUCAGUGCUGAUUUCUUACUGAAAUAGUAAAACUAAUAAAUCUAGUUCAUGUCUAGUAUAAGGCGUAGCUAAAGCUAUAUCAAUAGCCUCUAAAUAGUGAAUAUAAAAACGAUUUUAUUUUACUUUCUUCUUAACUACGUUCAAAUUAUGUUUACAAUCGAAUAUCUGUGCAAAAUUAGUUUUAAGAGAGUUCUUUUAUUUUCCUUAUUUUUUUGAGAGGAAGAAAACAGUCAAAUUUAGUUAUUAAGAUUACUUCUUCGCUUUACGGUUGCUGGGAACUGAAACGUAGUAUAAGAAGUGAAUCCCGUCCCGACAUAUUUCAUGAUGAUUACGUUUUCCGCGUUUGAUUAGUUACCUACCAGUCAUGGUGUACCAAUACAGAUAAACCCCUUUGUGAAGAAGGAAAAACAUAAUCAAAUUUGCAUCGUUACAUGCAUCAUGUUUUUCAUAUUGCAUCGACAAAAUAAUACUGCUUUGCAUUAUCGUAUCAGAAUAUACAUCUAGGGCGAAAAGAACAUUCUUUGCGUUUCAGUGUAAUAUCUCCACACAUUAGAGUAUUCAGUGUAUCAUUUUCAUUAGCAAUAAAAACGUAUUCUGGUGCUUUUGUUCCUUUUGUAUGAGAGAUGCAAGACAAAUACACAUCAGCAUUUAGUACUGCGUUAAACAGCUACACAGUUUCUCGAUAAUUGUACUCCUUUCAUGUAAAAAAAGCUUCCAAAAAUAAACAAACCAAUAUGUACAAUAAAAGCCGAUCAUAAUUUAUCAAAGUGGUAAAUAUCAAUAACAGUACUUUCUAAAACGCACGUGUUUCUAAAGAAAAUUAAUGAACAUACCUGUACAUAAAUAUUUAACAAGGAUACUCGACGAGAGUGAAGCGAGGAAUAAAAAAAGGAAGCUAGAUUGAACGUAAUGGACUACAAAAUAUAUCGAAAUUUUUAGAUCUCAUUUUAUAAUGCCACAAGAGAACAAAUAAAAAAACUGUAAACCAACAACAAAUUUUAUUGUUUAGUGAAGCAAAAAUCUAGCAGGAUAGCAGGAAUAAACUCGUUGUUUUUUCAUGUUAACAUUUCGGACGACUCCAAAAAAUAAUAUUUUUGGAAAACAACAUGAAAGAGAAUUACUUGAAAUUCCCAUAACUAUUCACAAACGAAGCGUAAUCGAAUUAGCCUCGCAAAUCCUCUUUGUUUUAUCCGGGGAGAGGCGAAUGUGUACAGAUAUUAUUGAAAAUCUCUGUAUCACUGAAUCACAUUGUAAACUCUGUGGGAAUACAUUUAGCAAUUAUUAGGCUGGAACAAUGAAGAAACAAAACAUUGAUAAUUAUUAUGACUUUAACUGCCAUAUUCGAAGUAAAGAAUUAUUUGUCAUUCGAUCGAGUGCUGAGUAGCGAAAGGAAUGUGUGUGUCAUAUAACAAAAAAAAAUGAUUCACCAUAAAUAGGACAGAAGAGUGGAAACAGUGCGAAGAAUAUGUCGAGAAAAAAAACAAUCUUAAAUGUAAUUUAUAUUGGUUUUAUUUAAUUUUUAUUUCUUAGAACUAAAGUGUCACCAUAACACAACAGACAAAAUAUACAAUACAUACACCCUCACACAUACAUGCGAUCAUAUAUAUGUUAGUAGCUUUCACCGCGGAAAAUGACACAAAUUGUGUAUUUGUAAAAUGCCACUCAGCGUACGCGAGUAAAUAAUAAAAAAACUUGGUAAAAAAAAGGAAAAACAUUGAACAAAAUUAUGUUUAAAAAGAGAAGACAAAACAAAAUAGAGUUAUACCGAGUAUAUAAAAAGUAUAUAAUAUUAAUUGAAUUUAUUUUUUUUUUAAUGAUAUGAAAUAGGUGAAAUAAAAAGCAAAAAUAGUGAACUAA
Molecule: messenger RNA, 19514 nt
Organism: Toxorhynchites rutilus septentrionalis
Lineage: Eukaryota; Metazoa; Arthropoda; Insecta; Diptera; Culicidae
Exons: 4
Coding region: 454-12303 (3949 amino acids)
Source: RefSeq, a predicted model, not a curated record